Erythranthe guttata (spotted monkey flower) is the source of this 1633-nucleotide messenger RNA. RefSeq names its product zinc transporter 1. Gene Ontology annotation, cellular component: plasma membrane. Gene Ontology annotation, molecular function: zinc ion transmembrane transporter activity. Gene Ontology annotation, biological process: zinc ion transmembrane transport. NCBI's taxonomy places the organism in Eukaryota, Viridiplantae, Streptophyta, Magnoliopsida, Lamiales, Phrymaceae. The record is from RefSeq and is a predicted model, not a curated record.
UACAAAUUAUUAUACGAAAACGGACUUCAGUUAGUGGAAAAUUCUAUCUUGGAUGCACCAAGACCAUUAGAUGGGGCUAGUAUAUAUAUAUAGAUACACAUAUACAUACACUUUCUCUCACAUCCAAUGGACUAAGUGCAACCAAACACAGAAAAGUCCCUUCAAACAGACUAAAUUCAAUACAUGGUCCUGUUAGAAGAUACUUCCAAACAGUACUAAAUAAAUGUUUGUCUGCUGCAUUUUUAGGGGCCAUUUUUAAUUAGCCCCCACCUAAAAGAUUCGACGCAGCAACCAUUAACACCACUGCCUUUUCAUUUUUUUUCCCCACCUUAAAUCUCCCCUUUGGAGAGAGAUAGAGAGAGGGGAGAAAAUUCAUUAACACUAUGACCAUCCAUCUCCACUAUAAGAUCACAACCCUACUCGCCGUCUUGGUUUUAAUCAAUCCUUCGUUUGUUUUCGGCGAUCGUUGCACCACCGGCCGCCAUGGCGAGGAGGUGCAGACCGCCACUGGCGGCGCCGCCGCCGCCAGGGAGGCGCUCAAGUACAAAUUGGGGGCGAUAGUCGCCGUCCUGGCGGCCGGCGCGGUCGGCGUCAGCCUGCCGCUCCUCGGCCGGAGAGUCGAGGCGCUCCGGCCGGAGAACGACGUAUUCUUCAUGAUCAAGGCGUUCGCGGCCGGAGUGAUCCUGGCCACGGGAUUCAUCCACAUCCUCCCCGACGCGUUCAGGACGCUGACGUCGCCGUGCCUCGCGGAGGACCCGUGGCGGAGGUUCCCGUUUGCGGGGUUCAUCGCCAUGGUGGCUUCGAUCGGUACGCUAAUGGUGGACACAUUAGCGACCGCCUUCUACAAGAACAUGCAUUUCGACACGGCGAAGCAAGUGAAUGAUGUGGGCGACGAAGAGGAGGGUAGUAUCCACCCCGAGGAUGGGCAUGAUGCCCGUGUUGACAUACAUGCGCACGCCACGCAUGGCCAUGCCCACGGAGCAUCUGCAGCUCUUCCGUCACGGAAGAGCGGCAGCGUGUCGGAUAUCGUCCGACAGCGCAUAAUAUCACAAGUGUUGGAGUUGGGAAUCGUGGUGCACUCGGUAAUCAUCGGGAUCUCACUAGGAGCUUCUCAAAGCUCUUACACAAUAAAACCUUUGUUGGUUGCUCUCUCUUUUCACCAGUUCUUUGAAGGUAUGGGCCUUGGUGGAUGCAUCUCUCAGGCGAGGUUCAAGUCCGUGACAACGAUGAUCAUGACGUUGUUUUUCUCACUAACGACUCCGAUUGGAAUCGGGGUCGGAAUCGGAAUAUCGAGCGUUUACAAGGAGAAUAGCUCGACGGGAUUGAUAGUCGAAGGGGUGAUGAACUCUGCUUCAGCUGGGAUAUUGAUUUACAUGGCUCUGGUUGAUUUAUUAGCAGCUGAUUUUAUGAACCCUAGAAUGGAAGGCAAUUUGAGGCUUCAGCUUGGUGCACACACUUCACUUCUACUAGGUGCUGGAUGUAUGUCCUUUCUUGCUAAAUGGGCUUAAUUUAAUUUUAAUUUUAAUUUUAAAUUGUGUGUGUUUGUAAUUUGUAUUGUGUGUUUCAUUUUAAUCUUGUCUUUUAAUAAAAUGUACAACUUCUGGUUUUAAUAAAUUUUAAUUUUCUGAUUUUG